Messenger RNA from Rhinocladiella mackenziei CBS 650.93, 2481 nucleotides. RefSeq lists its product as uncharacterized. Lineage: Eukaryota; Fungi; Ascomycota; Eurotiomycetes; Chaetothyriales; Herpotrichiellaceae. The record is from RefSeq and is a predicted model, not a curated record. Gene Ontology annotation, cellular component: cytoplasm. Gene Ontology annotation, molecular function: ethanolamine kinase activity; choline kinase activity. Gene Ontology annotation, biological process: phosphatidylethanolamine biosynthetic process; phosphatidylcholine biosynthetic process. Bases 1 to 2481 code for a protein of 826 amino acids. The transcript has a single exon.
AUGACCGGUCGUCCGGCUUUGCCUCAUUCCAACUCUCUCACCUCCACCACCAACCCUAUGUCCUAUCUCAGUCUUGACAAUAACCCGGAGUCCGGCGAGACGACGUCAGAGAGCAAGACCCCGAAUCUACAAGCUAUGCUCUCUCAAGUCGUUGAAUGGCUGCAGGACGAGAAAACAAAGCAACAGAGACGAAGGCACCGCCGACAUCGUCAUCACCCUCAUCAUGCCCCAAUACCAGUCGAGCAGUCAGACGAGAGCUCGUCGAAAGCGUAUGACAGUGCCGUCGAGAAUGAGCCCGAUCUCUCUCUUGAGAAACUCGAAAACAUCCUUUCUGGGUUUACCUCGUCUCCGUUACAGUCACUUCAUCGGCUAGCCCAUAAAUCUUCCACCUCACUUAGCAGAAAGGGAUCCAUCGCCAAGAAAUAUAAACGAGGCUCGAUCGUGCCCCAAUCCUCCGAUACCGAGUUCUUUGGCGAUGAGAUAUUGGUGCCUAAUGUCGAAGCAUACCUGGACAAUUCCAAGACCAUGGCCUUCACCGGUGGCUCUGCAGACACCGACACUAGCGACAGUGCCAAGAGGAGAGACUACGAGCACUGGGUUACGUUCAAAAAGGAUAUUGUGCGUUUGACGCAUACGUUAAAGCUCAAAGGCUGGCGUCGUAUUCCCAUCGAUCGGGCAAGCGACAUCGACGUCGCUCGUCUAAGCGGAGCCCUCACCAACGCCGUCUAUGUGGUCCGCCCUCCCCAAGAUAUGUCGAAAUACGACAACUUCCACGCGGGUACCGACUCCUCCGCUCCUCCCGUCCCAGUCUCCAAACGGCGUCCCAUGCAGCUACUCCUUCGCAUCUACGGGCCACAAGCCGAACAUCUCAUUGACCGAGAUUCCGAACUUGGCAUCCUCCGCCGCCUGGCCCGCAAACGCAUCGGUCCUCGUCUCUUGGGCUCAUUUGAAAACGGCCGUUUCGAGGAAUUCUUGCACGCAAAGACCCUCACGGCCGACGAUCUCCGCGUUCCCGAAACGUCGAAGCAAAUCGCGAAACGAAUGCGAGAGCUCCACGAUGGGAUGGAACUGUUGGAGUCCGAACUCGCCGCCGGUCCCGCGGUCUUCAUCAACUGGGACAAAUGGGUCGAUCGAUGCGAGAAGGUCGUCACCUGGCUCGACGAGCAAGUCCACCAAGCCGAGACAGAGUCAAAGGGAGACAACGCUCGCCGCGCGCCGCCCGUCAAUCCACGGUACAUCCGACGCGGAUUGAUCUGCGGCGUGGAAUGGCCCAUUUUCCGCCGAGCAUACGAAGCAUAUCGACAGCGCCUGAUCGGACAAUACGGCGGAAUGAAAGGACUCCGCCAGAAACUCAUCUUCGCGCACAAUGAUACACAAUACGGUAAUCUCAUGCGUCUCCAACCGUCUGGCGAGUCACCUCUACUUCAACCGUCAAACCAGCACAAACAACUCGUCGUUAUUGACUUCGAGUACGCGUCUCAAAAUACCGUCGGCCUCGAAUUCGCGAAUCAUUUCACCGAGUGGUGCUAUAAUUACCAUCAUCCAGAAUUGAGCUUUGCCUGCGACACGCGCCGCUAUCCAAGCCAGAGCGAACAGUACCGCUUCGUCCGCAGCUACGUCAUGCAUCGCCCUCAGUACAACCCGGCCGCGAGCGCGACGCCGAAGAUGGAAGGAAGAGAAAAGACGAAUAUCAGUGAUUUCAUGCUCGAUGCGCGUGCACCGGGUGGAGGCAGUCAGACUGGGUCAGGGUUCGUGAAUCCUUGGGGCGACGGGAUCGAUUACGACAAAGAAGAGCGAGAACGCGAGAAGAAGCAAGAAGAGCAAAUCCAGGAGUUGCUUAGUGAAACUAGACUGUGGAGGCUCGCGAACUCGGCGCAGUGGGUGGCGUGGGGUAUCAUGCAGGCGAAGGUGCCGGAGUUGGAUGAAUUAGAGAAGAGAGAGCGAGCAGCAGCGAACAAGAAGAGUGGAGCGGGUACGCUGGUCGAGAAGGUCCAAGAUAUCGUUGGUGCCAACAAGACGCAGAAGAAUCAGCCUCUUCAUCCCAUGUCCGACCCGUUGACGGAGGAGGAAAAGGUAAUCCAAGAGCAAAGUCGUCGGGACGGACCCGAGGGUCAGCGGCAGGAAGAGGUACACCAUAAAGAUGAUGAGGGUGCGCAGACGGAAGAGAAAGACCCGGCGUGUGCUCAUCCAAGUGUCAAUGGACAUGGCACUGACCAUGACGACAACCUCGUCAACGGCGAUGGCAGCGGCAAUGCGGAGAUGAAGCACGCACAAGCAAACGCUUCCGAGGACGUGAAAGAUGCAGAUAAAGCUACAGAUAACGAAAGCGCGGAAAUCGUGGGCGAAGACGAAUUCGAUUACCUUGCCUAUGCUCAUGACCGCGCCAUGUUCUUCUGGGGUGAUUGCCUGACCAUGGGCAUCGUGAAGGAGGAUGAGUUGCCUGAGAACCUGAUGAAGAGGGUCAAGAUUGUGCCUUUUUAA